Messenger RNA from Cuculus canorus (common cuckoo), 3476 nucleotides. It is a transcript of the gene NEIL3, whose product is annotated as nei like DNA glycosylase 3. The record is from RefSeq and is a predicted model, not a curated record. Bases 26 to 1705 code for a protein of 559 amino acids. Gene Ontology annotation, biological process: base-excision repair. Gene Ontology annotation, molecular function: damaged DNA binding; DNA N-glycosylase activity; DNA-(apurinic or apyrimidinic site) endonuclease activity. Gene Ontology annotation, cellular component: nucleus. The transcript has 11 exons. NCBI's taxonomy places the organism in Eukaryota, Metazoa, Chordata, Aves, Cuculiformes, Cuculidae.
CGGAGGCGUUGGGAGCUGCGCGGCCAUGGUGGAGGGACCGGGCUGCGCGCUCUGCGGGGAGAGGCUGCGGCGCGGCGUGCGGACGGGGCAGCCCGUGCGCGGCGUGCGGGGCUGCGGCCCGGCGACUGCUGGAAGUGAGGAGAGGACCUCUGGUCACGAUUUUCUUAUUGGACAUGUUUACAGGGGUGUGGAGACAUUGGGAAAGGAGCUUUUUAUGUACUUUGAUCAGAAAGCUUUAAGGAUUCACUUUGGUAUGAACGGUUCCAUGCGCAUUAAUCCUGACGGAUGCAAAGACAGAAGUGGAGCACCACCAGUUUUGGAGAUACAGCUUGCAGAGGAUACUGUUUGUUUUUUUGAGGUGACAGCAGAGUAUAGAAGUGCUGCUGAGAGUGAGCAGAAAGUGAGAAUGAUGGAAAGCUUGGAUGUCUGUUCCCCAAAGUUUAGCUUCUUAAGAGCAGAAAGUGAGAUUAAGCAGCAGAAAACCCGCAUGUUGUGUGAUGUGUUGCUGGAUCAAGCAGUAUUACCUGGAGUGGGAAAUAUAAUAAAAAAUGAAGCACUGUUUGACAGUGGUCUCCAUCCAGCUCUUAAGGUUUGUCAACUGACAAAUGAGCAUAUAUGUCACUUGGUGAAAAUGACACGUGAUUUUACCCUGCUUUUUUAUAAGUGCCGCAAGACUGGGUCUGCACUCUACAAACACUACAAAGUAUACAAGCGCUCAGCCUGUGGUCAGUGCAACGGGAAGAUCACUGUGUGUCGUUUAGGAGAGAAUAACAGGAUGACUUACUUCUGCUCGCAGUGUCAAAAGGCGGAUCCCCAGCUUGUCAAUGUUCGCAAACUGCCAACUAGAAAUAGCCUAAUUGGCUGGGCAUGUGGCAGGGGGUCAUGUUCUAAUGAACGUGUAGCUCAGAAAUCUGAAGAGGAGUGGACGUGUGCACGCUGUACCCUAAUAAACAAGCCUUCUGCUGAAAUUUGUGAUGCCUGUUUGACUUCAAGGCCUGAAGAUCUUGGUAGCAAAGCUGUUCUGAAAAAUGAUACUGAAAUAUCUGGUAGAGCCUCUCAAUGUACUGCUCCAGAAAGGAAUUGCAGUCAAAUCCAAAACGAUGUCUACCAGUCAGGGAGAAGCAUAGACAAGGAUCAUUCAACACACAGAAUUGCUAUGGCUUUGUCCUCCUCUCAGCAACUUCUCUCUUUCAAACACAUACAGAAGAAACAGAAAACUGAUAAUCUAUCCUCUGUUCACCAAUAUCAUAAAGGAAUCAGCACAUCUCAAGCUAAUAUGACAGAUGAUGCUUCUAUGUUAAAUGCGCGCCAUCCUCGCUGCAGUAAACAUGGCCGUCUCUGCAGCCUCAGAGUUGUAAGAAAGGAUGGAGAAAACAAGGGCAGGCAGUUUUAUACCUGUCCUUUACCCAGAGAAACUCAGUGUGACUACUUUCAAUGGGCUGACUUGAAUUUUCCAUUUUGUAACCAUGGCAAGCGAUGUGUUAUGAAGACUGUGCUGAAGAUUGGUCCGAAUAACGGAAAGAACUUUUUUGUGUGCCCUCUUGGGAAGGAAAAACAGUGUGGCUUUUUCCAAUGGGCAGAAAAUGGGCCAGAACCAUUCAGGUUGGAAAAGACCUCCAAGAAUAUCAAAUCCAACUGUUACCCCAACACUGUCAUGUCUAUUAAACUGCCUCCUCCUGAAGUGCCUCGUCUACAGGUUUUUUGAACAUCUCCAGGGCUGGUGACUCCACCACUUCCCUGGGCAGCCUGUUUCAGUGCUUCACCACUCUUUCAGCAAAGAAAUUCUUCCUUGUAUCCAAUCUAAACCUCCCCAGAGGCAACUUGAGACCAUUUUCUUUUGUCCUGUCACUUGCAAGAGGAGACCACCACUUGCCUCACCGCAACCUCCUUUCAGGUAAUUGUAGGGGGCGAUAAGGUCUCCCCUCGGCCUCCUUUUCUCCAGACUAAACAAUCCCUGUUCCUUCAGCCAGUCCUCACAAGACUUGUGCCACAGACCCUUCACCAGCUUCAUUGCCCUUCUCUGCAUGCACUCCAGCACAUCAAUGCCUUGAAAGGCCCAAAACUGAACAUAGUAUUGAGUUGUGGCCUCACCCUUGAAUACAGGGGUACAAUCGCUUCCCUAGUCAUUGACAUUUGCUGAUGGCAGUCAGAGUUCAGCAUCUACUGUAACUUAAUAAGCUACAUUUCUGCCUUUUUAAUUCCUCUAAUGCCUGAAAGAUUGUUUAUUAUGUCAAAUUUUUACUUGAAUACUGAAAAUAUGCAUUCAAAAUCCAUUUAGAAAAGGGUGGAAAUGUGCAAUGCUGUAUUUUAGUGGAACAACAAAAUAAAUCCAACACAAUGAUAAAACUAUUUUCCAAAUAAAAGCUUAUUAAAAAUGCAACAGGCACACUUAGGGAUGAGUAGAAUUCAGAGUGUACAGAGUAUUGUUUAAACAUAGUCAGUGCUUUAGUUAUUUAACUUAUUGAAUUGCUAUUCCUGUACAAAGUGCAGGUCCCUGCAGAGUUUGUAUGCUUUAUGAUUUUAUUAUAAAAUUAACUGCAAACAACAUGACUGUCUUCUAGGUAUUAGUCAUAUGGUAUAAUCAUACUGUGAAAAGAUCCUAACACUAGGCUUCUUUUAAUACUAAGGUUUCAGGUGAGACCUUAACAGAGAGGUGGCAGAGUGAAGGAAGACCUCUCUGAAGGCACUGAUGAGCAGCAAAGCCCAGCUUAAAGACUGGAUGAAACUACAGUUAGGAACACUGAAGGGAAAAGUGAAGACCACCUGUUUGGUUACAGAGAGAGCUGAAACCUAAGUUCUUCCUUCAGACAUUAUAUGUCCAUGUGGUCCUUCACACCAACCCAUACUACCUCCAUCUGAAUUUUAGAUCAACUAAACAAAUCACCUGCAAUCCAAAUGCUUUGUGCUAACAUUAACCAGGCUUUCAGCUCAGAUUAUGAGUAAAUCCAGCUGCACAUUUCACUAGAUUAAAAAAUGGCCUAUGCAUAAAUUCUGCUGACAGGACUGUGCUCCAGGCAGGCUGAUUCCAGUCACAGAUUUUCCAAAAGCAACUCAUGCUUGACAAACUUAUUCUCCUUCUAUGACAAAGUAACAUCAGUUGAUGUGGGGUGAAAGUUGGACAUUGUCUACCUGGAUUUCUCCAAGGCUUUUGAUCUGGCAUUCCAUAGCCUCGUCCUAGAGUAACCGAUAUGUAACAGUCUAGAUGAGUGGUCACUAUGUGAUGCUGGUUUGAAUGUAAAUAAACCAGGGACUGCAGUACUGAACUCAGCCUCUGAUAACAAUAAUCAACUGCCAUUCCCCCCCUCCCUCCAUGCUCUACACAAUCUAUGUUUGGGUUUACCUAAUAUACAUGAAUUUCAAAUUCAGUUUAAAGUCUCUGAUUCAUUGCAGAAGAUGGAUUCACUUUAUUUUUAAUUUAUUGUUACGUCAAUACAUGAAAUACAUUAAAAAAUUCGAGCACUUGAACUUUAUUAUUU